AUCGGAAGUGUAAAGGUGCAACUACAAAUAUGAAGGUAGUUUGCUUACUGGCGCAGUUGUGCGCAACUGUCUACGGGGUGGCAGGCGCUGCCUCUGAUCCGUGCCCGCUGGGAGGUAACUACUGCCCCGAUAGCAAGAUAUGUCAGGGAAACACGUGUGUCUGGCCUCAGGGCACUGUCGAGUACCAGUGCACGACGCUGGGGCAGACGUGCGCCUCGGGCCGUGCCUGCAUCCCCUGCUACCUGCGGGAUUCUGAGCUCUGCUGCCGCCGAGCCGACCUCCUCGGUUCUGACCCAUACUGCGGGGAGCGGUACCAGGAAAACCACAGAUGGAAGACCGGCACUUACUGUCCAGACGGAAAAGUUUGUCAGAAAAUAAAGGGUGUUUUCAAGUGUCAGUUCACUACGCCACAGCCCAGUUGCGACACAUUCGGUGACAUCUGUGGCCUCGACAGCGACCGAAACUGUGUGCAGUGUUACUUCCUACCGGGACUCUGCUGCCGCCGGCGCUCCAAACUCGGGACCAUUGCUAGCGAGUGCCAGUACGGGGGCACCAACUGUCCGGGAGCGCAAACAUGUCAGCAGACCACCGGUCCCGACGGCUCCGUCACCAGGACUUGUGUUUAAACGGGCGAUAUGUAUAACAAACAUGUUUAAACGCAUGCUUGGUAUAACGACCCAGCAGCACCUAUAGCACGGGUUGGAAGACACCAGUGACGCUGCUACUUUUGUGUGCUUCGUGUGUAUUUAUGUUGCUUAUUUCUGUUUUUAUGUUACCUUGCAAACAUUGAUUUACGUUGCGAUUUUUGUGAUAUAUCGGUAUCAUCAAAUGCAUACAUAUUUUAUUGGGCAUUUUCAGCAUUUCUAACGACCAAGUGGUUUGGAGAACAGAUUUCCACGAUAUCACGAGCCUGGUAGUAGGGUGGCAGACGAAGACAGUUUGACAUUGCUUUAUUUUAAGAGCGAUGCAAAUGGUAAUAAUGCUGAUAGAUCUACUGAGAGGAUGGGGAUUUUACGUAAAAAUCUAGAAUUUUUUCACAUCCGUAAAUUUUCAUUUUUUCUUUUUAUGCUGCGACACUGGAGAGGGUCAGGCUCUCGAAACUCUCUUGCGUUACGAAUAGCACGCAAGCAAAGCUUAAAAUAACCCAGAAGGCCAAACAUGAGGCGUCGCGUAUCUCCCCCAUGCCUUAAGUAUUACGAACUGGCCCGGUUGACGAAUCCACAAUGGUAGAACAACGAGAAUCAUUCCAGCAUGUACGCUCCGUUACCUUGCCUUUCUCAUAGGUCACUGAACCCUUCUCUCCUAUCAUCCUCCACCAAUCUCUCUCUCUCCCUCUCUCUCUCUCUCUCUCUCUCUCUCUCUCUCUCUCCCUCCCUCCCUCCCUCCCUCUCUCUCUCUCUCUCUCCCUCCCUCCCUCCCCCUCCCUCCCUCCCUCCUCCUCUCUCUCUCUCUCUCUCUCUCUCUCUCUCUCUCUCUCUCUCUCUCCCUCCAUGCGCCGGCGGCCCGACUACCCUCCUCACAGCUACCCGUCUUCCCUGUGCCCGGCGGCUACCCACCUGCCUCGCGGCUGUUUUCCCGGCCCACCUCUCUCGACACCGCCCGCCUCACUUCCCGCCGCAGUCACCUGCCAGGCACGGAGCCAUGAAGACCUCUCCAAAGCCAGUGCUGCUGCUGCUGCUGCUGUGCUGUUGGCUGAAGUCGUGGCCGAGCACUGCGUACCCAUUGCAGGAGGUUGACACGCCCUCGCCAGAGCCGGCCCAAGAGAGUGUGGGCCUGGGGGAUGCCGUCCCGAACGAAAAACCAUCAGUUUCUGAAGAUGCUCAUUUGGAGACGGAUGACUCGAUUGAAGACAUCCAAAGCAGCCCUGGAGACGGUAAAAACGUCUUUGAGAAGAUGAAUGUUAUUCGUGAGAAGCUGAGUACAAUGCAUAAAAUACUGCAUGACACUUUUGAAGAGAAAGGAGAAUCGUAUGAAGAGGAAAAAGAGGCCAGUGAUGGAGACGAAGAAGAAGCCAGUGACGAAGAAGAAGAAGCUGCCCUCAAGAAGGAUGACAUCGACUCUGACAUGAAGAACAAUGAUUCUUCUGAAGAACAGCAGCAUUACAAUCAGGAAGACCAGCAAAAUGUGAACAGUGCAUCCAACAGCCAGGACACUGAGACGCAAGACGCUGUCAGUAUCACCAGUGAUGACAACCCAACGGAUGAAAACUCGGAACUUCAAUCAAACAAUCCCGCUCAAGAUAGUGAAGGCUCUGGGUUCCCCAUUCCAAAGAACUGGACUCCUUCUACCAGCGAUGCUGAUUCAGAACUCCCUACCAGUCCCGGACUUCUCGCACGCUUCAGUGACGACUUCCGGGAUCUUCUCGAUAAUGUAAGGGACAUCACUGUUGACCUGCAGGAUCUUCACUCGCCAGACGAGGGCGUGGAGCCCUCCGCUACAGACUCAACCGACCUCAGACCAGCAGAAGCUCGCGCUGACGAUAAUGUGCCGCUCUCUGUAGCUCCUGACGAGCGAGCGCGCAUCGCCGUCUUCCCGGCUCGUGCCAACAUUGACCAGGCGCUUCUACUUCUCCGCGACCUGCAAAGGAUGCUAGAGGAACGCCUGGACGUCUUCAACAUCAUGCUGGAACGAUUCUACCUCGGCGAGGUGCGAACAAGCGAUCAAGUGUCUCAGAUCAGAAACAGUCUCGAAGGACGCCGGCGUCACCAUCAUUAUUAUGACCAUCAUCACAACUUCCAAGGUUUCCAUCACCAUCACGAUGAUGACCACAGCCAUGAUGGAAGCGGUCGCCCCGGUGGUGGCGGUGGUCGCCCCGGUGGUGGUGGUGGACGCCGCGGCGGUGGUGGAGGAGGACGGCGGCCCAGUUUGGACGCUCAUCAAGUCAGCGAUGGUCAUGGAGCUCAACAGUUGACCAUCAUUAACUUGUUCGAUGAUGAAGGAAAGGAUGACGGAGGGAAGAAAAAACCUUGUUCAAAAAGGGCUCCGUGCUAGACCAGCGAAGUUGCUAAACCAGCGAAAGUUGCAGAGAUGGUGAAAUCACUAACCGGUAUUUAUAAUGAUGUACAAAUGACGUGUUGAUUAUUCUAAGUCGCGUUCCAUAUAAUCAUUUUUUGUUGUUGUUGUUGUUGAUUAGUCGUUCUUCAAAAGACAUUUGUUCACAGUUACCUCUCAUUGGCCAGGAGUGCUUAAACAGAACUUUAUUGACGCAUGUAAAAGUGUUUCGCAUUGAAUGUGUAGCCGGACGUUUUUCUGAUGUUGAGAUGCGAUUCUGAAUAAAUGAACAUGGUUAAUGG
Amphibalanus amphitrite is the source of this 3293-nucleotide messenger RNA. RefSeq lists its product as uncharacterized. NCBI's taxonomy places the organism in Eukaryota, Metazoa, Arthropoda, Thecostraca, Balanomorpha, Balanidae. The coding region runs from base 30 to 626 and encodes 198 amino acids. The record is from RefSeq and is a predicted model, not a curated record. The transcript has 6 exons.